This is a messenger RNA of Solanum lycopersicum (tomato), 1820 nucleotides long. RefSeq names its product selenium-binding protein 2. The record is from RefSeq and is a predicted model, not a curated record. NCBI's taxonomy places the organism in Eukaryota, Viridiplantae, Streptophyta, Magnoliopsida, Solanales, Solanaceae. Gene Ontology annotation, molecular function: selenium binding.
AACAAAUUUAAGAUUCUGAUAAUUCACACAACUCUAUAUAUAUACAUAUACCCUUGUUGUGUUAUUACAAGCCAAAAACUGAAAAAGGGUGUUUUUUUUAGUACUAUUUUGCCUAUUUCUGAUCUGAAAUUUCAGAUUUUCCGGCGAGAAAAUGGCGACGGAUAUGGAGGUGCAGCAGAACGGGAAGGAGACGGUGGCGGUGGUUAAUGGGUGUUGCAAAAAAGGACCUGGUUAUGCUUCUCCACUUGCAGCCAUGGAUGGUCCUAAAGAAUCUUUAAUUUAUGUCACCUGCAUAUAUACUGGAAUGGGAAGGGGCAAACCCGACUAUCUGGCUACAGUAGAUGUAGAUCCUAAUUCACCAUCUUAUUCAAAAGUGAUCCACAGGCUGCCUAUGCCUUAUGAGGGUGAUGAACUUCAUCAUUCUGGAUGGAAUUCCUGCAGUUCUUGUUAUGGAGAUCCAUCAGCUGCUCGACGAUAUCUCGUCCUGCCUUCACUAAUAUCAGGACGCAUUUAUGCAGUUGACACACAAAAGGAUCCAAAGGCUCCCAGUUUGUAUAAAGUUGUUCAGCCAGAUGAUGUCGUCAAGAAGACAGGAUUAGCAUUCCCGCACACUGCUCACUGCCUUGCUUCUGGUGAGAUAAUGUUGUCAUGUCUCGGAGAUAAAGAUGGAAAUGCUGAGGGGAAUGGAUUUCUUCUUCUCGAUUCAGAUUUCAACGUGAAAGGAAGAUGGGAGAAACCAGGUCAUGGUCCCCUCUUUGGCUAUGACUUCUGGUACCAGCCUCGACACAACACCAUGAUCAGUUCCACCUGGGGAGCUCCAUCUGCUUUCACCAAAGGUUUCAACCUGCAGGAUGUUGCUGAUGGGCAUUAUGGUCGACAUUUGCAUGUCUACACAUGGCCCGGUGGUGAACUUAAACAGACAUUGGAUCUUGGGAACACUGGGCUCCUUCCUCUAGAGAUAAGGUUCUUGCAUAAUCCAUCUGAAGCAAUUGGGUAUGUGGGCUGUGCUUUGACCAGUAACAUGGUGCGAUUUUUCAAGAAUCCAGAUGACUCGUGGGGACAUGAGGUAGCUAUCUCAGUAAAACCAGUGAAAGUGCAGAACUGGAUUCUUCCUGAAAUGCCUGGUCUUAUUACUGAUUUUCUGAUCUCUCUCGAUGAUCGUUUUCUAUACCUGGCAAACUGGCUACAUGGUGACAUUCGACAGUACAAUAUUGAGGACCCUGCCAAUCCUAAGUUAACUGGCCAAGUAUUUGUUGGAGGAGUAUUUCAAAAAGGAAACGCUGUACUCGCUGAGGCUGAAGAUGGUUCCACAUACCAGGUUGAUGUCCCAGAAGUCCAGGGACAUCGGUUGAGAGGAGGGCCUCAGAUGAUACAACUGAGUCUAGACGGAAAACGUUUGUAUGUCACAAACUCAUUGUUCAGUACAUGGGACCGUCAAUUCUACCCCGAAAUGAUAGAGAAAGGAGGUCACAUGUUACAAAUCGACGUUGACAGUGAGAAAGGUGGACUUGCUAUUAACCCAAGAUUUUUCGUUGAUUUCGGAGCUGAACCUGAUGGUCCAUCUUUGGCUCAUGAAAUGAGGUAUCCUGGUGGUGACUGCACUUCUGAUAUUUGGAUAUGAGUGUCUAAAAUCUCAUAAAGAAUAAAGUCUGGUGACUCUGGUCCCAUUGUAUUGCAUUUGUUUAUUGCAAAUCCUCCUCAAACUCCCAUGUACCUUAAAACUACACCAUUUCAGUGUCUCCUUAGCUUUGUCUUGAUUUCAGUACUCUGGUUAUCCCUUCUUUAUAUUAGCUCUUUGUUAAAUAAAGUCUUUUUUUUUA